CGCUUUUCCAAGUUGAUCCCUCGUUGACCGAUACGAUGUCAGUCUUCAGCUGUCACGUCCAAACGAUGGCGACCAAGGGCAUAGGCAAGAUCUUGGUGGUAGUGUCCUGUCUCAUGCUGCUUCAUGCGGCAUACUCGACAUAUGAAUACUUAUCGACAUUAAAGGCUCUUGGUCAUCGAGAGGCGACCACGACUCUGCCUCAAUCAAUUGUCGUCGAGGCCGUCUUGUCCCUCUUGCUUUUUGUCCCUUCAAUCGCCAUCUCGUCCUCACCCUUGAGAGAUGUUACAUAUAGAGGUGAAAUGGCGACAAGAUCAAUAGACGACGCAGAUGCCAGGAUGGGGUUCUUGGCGUUGUCGCCUCGAGGUAGAGCAUUAUUCGGGCAGUCUCAAAAAGACUAGAUAGUCUAUGCAUAUAUGAUAC
Messenger RNA from Kockovaella imperatae, 420 nucleotides. RefSeq names its product membrane magnesium transporter-domain-containing protein. Lineage: Eukaryota; Fungi; Basidiomycota; Tremellomycetes; Tremellales; Cuniculitremaceae. Gene Ontology annotation, cellular component: EMC complex. The transcript has 5 exons. Gene Ontology annotation, biological process: protein folding in endoplasmic reticulum. Bases 36 to 398 code for a protein of 120 amino acids. The record is from RefSeq and is a predicted model, not a curated record.